Molecule: messenger RNA, 828 nt
Organism: Colletotrichum karsti
Lineage: Eukaryota; Fungi; Ascomycota; Sordariomycetes; Glomerellales; Glomerellaceae
Exons: 1
Source: RefSeq, a predicted model, not a curated record
CUGGAUUCAUUGGACAGCGGAAGCGACGCAGAUGGCUUCGCCGUGGCCAAGAUGCAGCGCGACGCCCGUAAGCGUGAGUUGCGCGAUUUGAGAUUGAAGGAGGAAAAGGAGAAAAAGGAGAUGGAAGAGGGCAUUGAAAAGACUCUCGAGCACGAGAAAAAGAAAGUUUCGGAAAUCGAGGCAGCCAUAAGAGCGCUGCAGAAGUCCACGCCGAAGGAUGCCAAAACACCCAUCAACGUCAAGCCGGGUUUCUACAACCUGUACUCAGUUCGCCACUGCCAGUUGAUGAGACCGGCCAAGAUUCACUACGGAAACUCCCUGAGCUUAUACGAGAAUAUGGGUGAUGGCUCCAAAAACAACAGCAACGAGGGAGACUAUGAGCCCUGGGGCGACAUAGAGUUGGACAAUGGUUCAGUCAGUGAACCCGAGGUUUGUGAGUUCAAGCCUUUCGACAUUCCGAAGUUCUCAGGGAAAGUGAAGCUUCCCACAAACAGACGGGGAGGGGGUGAGACGGUCGAAAUCACUUUCCACAACGAGGAGUACAUUGAGUUGAAACUACACGCCGAUCUCAUCUUUAAGCUUGCGGAUGGUGAAGACCGACUCGAUUUGUCUGAAGGCCACACCGAUGACACGCCAUACUAUCACUUCUUCGGCGCCCAGCGAACCCCAGACAGAGCUAGGGAGGAGCGAGAGGAGUUGCAGCGACAGGAAAUUGAGGCGAGAGCGCGCUAUGAGCGCAACAGAUCCCCCUCGCCAAGAGACACUUGGUUUGAGAACAAUCACUUUAUGGGAGCAUACUACGACCGUAGGUAUGCGGAGUCCUGGUGA